This is a messenger RNA of Pelodiscus sinensis (Chinese soft-shelled turtle), 6440 nucleotides long. Lineage: Eukaryota; Metazoa; Chordata; Testudines; Trionychidae. The record is from RefSeq and is a predicted model, not a curated record.
CUGACUCCUUCCUGAGCCAUUUAAAUAAGAUCCUGCUGCCUGAGUCACCACCUGGAAAUUCAGUGGCACAGGCAACAGGAUAUAAAUAGGAAGUGCCCAGAUGCAGUACACAGGCCAGAUCAAAGUGUUAGGCUGGCUGGAUUUGGCCCCUGGUCCGCAUCUUGCCCAGCCCUGCUGAAGAGAGUCCAUACCAAAUCCUGGAUAAAGUGAAGGGCAGUUCCUAAGCAGUGGUGCCAUGCGUGGUAGGGUUUGCCUGCUGUGUUGUGAAAAUAAGCUUGAUAAGUGGCCACGUUAAUUGCUGGAGCUCAGACAAUUCCCACGGGCAUAGGGCUGAUGGAUACGAUGGCUUGAAGAGCGCGUAGAUUGCUAUGACCAUUUAUAGUCUAGCCCUGUGUUUCAUUACAGGAUGUUUACAGCAUCCUCAAAAACAUCAGAGUGUUAACUCCCAUUUGAGAGUUCGGGACAGAUAUUUCUGUCCAAGGCAGGAUGCCUUGCUUUUGGGGAUGAGGACUUGAGAAGCUAGAACAGGCUAAUCCCAAUUGAGUCCUAAAUAGUCCAUCCUCAGGAUUGUUCCCUGUGGUGACUUGGGCCUUGUACCUUUCAGCUGCAGGAGAGAGAGUCCUCUAAAGCAGAGGUUCUCAAGAUUCAUUGCACCAUGACUCCCUUCUGACAACAAACAUUAUUUCACGACCCCAGAAGGAGGAACUGAAGCUUGAGCCUGCCAAAACCCCACUGCCGUGUGUGAGGGGGCCAAAGCCUGAGCCCCACUGCUCAAAGUCUUCAGCCCCAGGCAGGGGGCCUAUAAUCUAAUCCCCAGAAAGUCUAAGCCAGCCCUGGUGAUCCCACUCAAAGGGGGGUGCAACCCACACUUUGAGAACCACUGCUUUAAGGCUUCGGUGUCAGUUUCUUCCUGUCCUCUUGACAUCCUGCCUGUACCACUGUCCUGCAAGUCUAGACUUGUCACUGUCCUUGUACUGUUUGCACUAGAGUCUCAGUUAUUACCAUGAGAUGGGCACAAACGCUUUCUUCAGCGGUCAGGGGACAACAUGGAUACUGACAGUCUCCGGAGCUGAAGGCUGGAUGGGAGGGGUUACCCUUGCUAAGCAGGACUUUUAAGAGUAGAGCUACUAAUCCCAAAGCCUGGCUACUAUGGCCCUUUGCCACCACGAGCCAUUUAUUGUGGGUUGGGGCUUAGUUAGAAUUCAAGGAUGGGAUUUACCUUUCCUUGCUGGGCAGAGCCAUGUGCUAGCAGAGGGAGCUGUGUAUAUCUAGAGAAACCAGCUGGCAAGAAGAGGUGAAAUCCAAGCAGGUCAGUUUUCACCCUGCUGUCAGUCUGAUUUAUUGUGCUUUCCACUGGAGUUCCUGGCUCCCUGCAAGGCCUGGCCCUGGCUCUGUAACCUUUGGACAGAGAUCAGUGGGAGAUCCAGUUUAGUAUUGGACACGUCUUCUCUCUGGAGGCUGGAUCCUGCCUUGGAUGGAAUGGAAUUAAUAAACUAAUGGGUCUUUUUGUUUCUGCCUACAAUGAGCUGGCCUAGGGAAACCCUUUUGUGCCAGGGAAGUUUCUGGUGCUAUUUCUUGGAACUGUCAGGCCAGUGAGUAAUAUCAAUAGCACUCCCUUCCUCGUGGCUAUGAGGAGAAUCCCCAGGGGAGGGGGAGGCAGCCUUGCAUGCUUAUGGAGCCAGAUCAAGGAGAGGAACACUUAGCAGUGUGUGAAAUCACUGUCAAGAAAGGUGAGAGAGUCUCUAACAGACCAGCUCAUUGCUGGAGCGAUUCUCAGGCUCACUUGUUUUGAAUGCAGGUUUUAGAGCAGUAUAAUGUACAUAGGGUUGGAGGGCCCUAGAUGGCUUAGGCUUAACAGAGUAAAGAGCCUUUUCCUUUUGCAUUCCCCUACCAGGGCUGUCUCUGUUGUGGACAAAGAGGUCUUUAGGACAUUUAACUGGGCACUUUCUUUUGCUAGCACUAAAAAUAUUAUCUGACUCCAAUAUAACCCCUUUUAGCUUCCAAGCAUUCAUACUAGAGUGUUCCAGCUGCUUGGUAAACAGUAAGAUUCCAGUACGGCAUGAGAAUAUGGCCUGCAGCUCUCGCUGGGGAGUCUAUGACUUAAUGUAUAUGUUGAUUCCCCUGCCGCUUCCUCCUUGCGAAGCUGGCAGCACACUGGAUUAUCCAUGUGACGUUUAGGGAUAUUAAAAUUGCUAACCUGUUAAAUGAUAGCACAUAACUAUUUUAACUUAGGCCCCGCCGCGCGGCCUGUUUCUUGGAUGUACCGCUGUGGCGGGGAUUGCUUCAGCCUGGCAUGGCUGGUUGCUGCCAGAGUUAAUUGGCAAGGGCUGGUUAACAUGCCUAGUGUCGUUCCAGCCUAUCCAGAAUGGUGUGUGGGCUCCAUGGUGUUAGGGAAGCCAUGUAGAGUGUGCAAGGGUCACCUGGGAAAAGUGCCUGGGUGUUAUGUGUUGGUCGCUAACCCAUGUCUCUUGUGGCUUUCAAUCAGGCAGAAGAUGGGAACAUAGAAUACAAGCUGAAGCUGGUGAAUCCCUCGCAGUAUCGCUUUGAGCACCUGGUGACGCAGAUGAAGUGGCGGCUGCAGGAAGGCCGGGGUGAGGCUGUCUACCAGAUUGGUGUGGAGGACAAUGGGCUACUGGUGGGCCUCUCCGAGGAGGAGAUGCGUGCCUCCCUCAAGACAUUGCGCCGGAUGGCUGAAAAGGUCGGAGCUGACAUCACCAUCCUGCGAGAGCGUGAGGUGGAUUAUGACAGCGAUGUUCCCAGAAAGAUAACAGAGGUUCUUGUCCGGAAAGUACCUGAUAACCAGCAGUUCCUAGACCUGCGAGUGGCUGUGCUGGGGAAUGUGGAUUCGGGCAAGUCUACGCUGCUGGGUGUCUUGACUCAGGGAGAGUUGGAUAACGGGCGGGGCAGAGCUCGUCUCAAUCUCUUCCGGCACCUCCAUGAGAUCCAGUCAGGGAGAACAUCCAGCAUCAGCUUUGAGAUCCUUGGCUUCAAUAGCAAGGGAGAGGUGGUGAACUACAGUGACUCGCGGACAGCAGAGGAGAUCUGUGAGAGCUCCUCCAAGAUGAUCACCUUCAUUGACCUUGCUGGCCACCACAAGUACCUAAAAACCACCAUCUUUGGCCUCACCAGCUACUGCCCAGACUUUGCCAUGCUGGUGGUGAGUGCCAACACUGGCAUUGCAGGUACCACGCGGGAGCACCUGGGUCUGGCCAUGGCCCUCAAGGUUCCCUUCUUCAUUGUCAUCAGCAAAGUGGACUUGUGUUCGAAAGCCACUGUGGAACGGACAGUGAAGCAGCUGGAGCGGAUCCUGAAGCAGCCAGGCUGCAACAAGCUGCCCCUAUUAGUCAACUCAGAUGAUGACGCUGUCACGGCAGCACAGCAGUUUGCACAGUCUCCCAACAUCACCCCGAUCUUCACUCUAUCCAGUGUUUCAGGGGAGAACUUGGAUCUCUUAAAAGUUUUCCUCAACAUCCUUCCUCCUCUGACCAACAGCAAAGAGCAGGAGGAGCUCAUGCAGCAGCUUACAGAGUUCCAGGUGGAUGAAAUCUAUACCGUGCCUGAAGUGGGGACUGUUGUUGGAGGAACUCUGUCCAGUGGGAUCUGCAGGGAGGGGGAGAGCCUUGUGGUUGGCCCCACGGAUGAUGGCAAGUUCCUCCGGCUGAAGGUGUGCAGCAUCCAGCGGAACCGCUCCGAGUGCCGUGUGCUCCGCGCAGGACAAGCUGCCACACUGGCCCUUGGGCCCUUUGACCGCUCCCUGCUGCGCAAGGGCAUGGUGAUGGUGAGCCCGGAGAUGAACCCCACCAUCUGCUCAGUAUUUGAAGCUGAGAUUGUGCUGCUCUUCCAUGCCACAACUUUCCGGAAGGGAUUCCAGGUGACAGUGCAUGUGGGGAACGUACGGCAGACGGCCAUUGUGGAGAAGAUCCAUGGAAAGGACAAGCUGCGGACAGGGGAGAAGGCUGUUGUGCGUUUCCGGUUCAUCAAACACCCUGAAUACUUAAAGACUGGUGCCAAGCUGCUAUUCCGUGAAGGAGUCACCAAAGGUAUUGGGCACGUCACUGACCUCCAAGCUAUCAGUGCUGAAGAGAAUAGCCUGGAGGAGACUCUGGGGCCUGGGCAUUUGACCUUCUGACUCCCAAUUAGUCUGUGGGAAUCUCCAGACACCAGCAAUGAAGGAGGAGAAAGAUGGGAGAAGUUUGGCCCUUCACAUGACUGGAACUGCUGCUGUCCGGGUCUGGCAUGGGCUUCUCCUCACACUGUGUGAUGGAGCCCAGGAGAGCUCCCUGUGUUCAGUACCCCUCCUGGGGCAAGUUAAGCAUGUUGUCUCUGCAUCGUCUGCUGCUUUCAUUAUCCUGCCCUCCACAAUAGACCAGAGGCAGCCUCGGUCUGGGCGGGUGAGUCCUGGCUUUGUUUACUGUACUGGUGGGAAGUUAUUGGCUGACGCAAAGCUCCUGAGGUGCUGAGCAGCAGUGAAGGGAUCCUGCCACCUCUGAUCCAGAAUCAGUUCGUUGCAUCUCUGGCAGUAUUGAGCCUGACCCAACUGUGUGUGCCCAUUUCCCAGCCUCAGGCUUUCCCUCCAGAGCAGAGACCUUUGGACCAGCAAAGGAGGCCUAGCAACCCAGAAUGCAGGGGCUUGGUUAAACUCGGGUUCACAGGAACCCAUCAAGAGUUCAGGACACUUUUAGCCCUUUUAAUCUUGAUUUUAAUCCCACGUGUGCCCCAUCAGAGGCUCCUACGCACCUCCCCAAACCAGUGCAAACAGGGACCUCCUCUCUGGACUAGACCUUGCCAGAUGGUGACGAGGUAUGUGCCCCUCCUAGUGGUCAUGUCUUGUGUGUGAGUGGGGCUGCCUCACUCUCGCUAAUGCAAUCAGCAUCUUCAGGAACCUGCCUGAAGCCAGAGUCUGUGCUCCUAGCCCUCUGCUCACUGUAGCAGCCGAGCUGCCCCAAGCAGGAGGCCAUUUGGGGUAACAGAGCUGGCCCCACAGCUGGGCUUGCCUGCCGUCUGCUUCAACUGAGCAGGAAGUCCCCUUUAUCGAGUUUGUGGCAGUUCUUUUGUGAUGAUUUCCCUGUGGCAAUCAGUCUGUGCUGCAGCCCAGCUUGCUCCUCGGGGACCUGCCUUAAUUCUCGAGGAGAGGCAGAGGGGGCUGCCGUACUGGCCAGGGAGGAAGAUUACCUGUUGGGUGCAAUCCGACAAAGUUAUUGCAGUGAUUUUUUUUUUCUCACAUUCUACUUAAGGGAAACUUCCUGUUUUGUCUAUGAGGUUUCAUUGGCCAUGGGGAGCUGGUGGGUACCAGCACAGCCAGAGGCUCUGUAGGUGCAUGGGGAGAUGGAACACUUGCUGCUCUGUUUCCCCAGCUGUCCCCUUCAAGUAUCAAGUGUUGAGUACUGGCCUGUACAGCUGCUGCUGUGCUCUUCAGCUGGAAACGGGGGACAGGGGAGGCUGCAUAGCUGCACACAAGGCUUCUGAUUGCACUGGUGAUAUCGAAUGGAGCUGGUCACGCACUGCUGCCUGAGCAGGGUAGUGUUCUGCCUGGACAGGGAAGUGACUGUGCUCUCUGCUCCAGGUGUGGUGAUGUCAGUAAUGCUCAGUCUAUGCUGCCUUCCACGCGGUGUCUUGUGCUAGGGUGAUCGGCAUCCAUAGUGCAUGCAAGACUGAGCUUCUCACAUCAGUUUGGUGACAUUGUCACAGCAGCUCUCCUCACCAUAGGCCAUGCCCUUUGCUGUAGUGGAGAACCUUGUGUGGGGGUGGGAAUCCCUGCCUGCAGACUGUUAAAAUGCACCAAGCUGAUCUGCAGGGAGAGAAUUGUUCCUCCCCUGUGAAGGGUUAGCUCCUUUGCUUUCCCUCCACCAUGUUUUGUGCUUGAAUCCUUCUGGCUUAGACUAAGAACUGUAGGUCAAGCCCAUCUUGUUAUUGCUGUUAAUAGCAGCUGUGAGCAGGUUUUGCCUCUUCCCAGGGUGUGGUAAUGUAUCCACUCUCCUGGCAGUACCUUGUGGGGAGGCUUGGUCUGUUUGUUUUCCCUUUCAGUCACUGCACACAUCAUCUUAGAAAAGGGGACCCUUCCCCUUUCAGCUCUGGCACGUAGUACUGGGUUCCAUUACAGUGUGUGCCCCUGCAGGGAGGACAGAGUCCCAGCAAGCACUUCCCCUCCUGUGUUAUCCUAAGUACAAAUAAUGGUGCCCUGGGAGAAGGCAUCUCCUCCUGCUGUUUGCAGUGAUCUUGGAGUAAUCUUCAGCAGUGACACACAUUUAAGGUGCUGCUCCUUUCCCUGGGAGAGCUGAUGGGACUGAGCGCUUCCUCCCACCUUCUGUGGCGUGACUGUUCUCAGUGUCAUGCUCUUUGUGCUCACUGUUGUCCUGGAGUCUCUAAUGCAGAGGGACGGGUUCCAUCUCCUUGGCAUCUAUAUAUAAUGUACAGAAUAAAGAUGUUUUAUUGAGAGAGAA